UGGAACAAGAAACGUUUUGGUGAAAAAUGUCACUUGACUUUGACAGUGCGGCUUUGCAGAUGCAACACGAUGAAGAAGAAUACGACCAGGAGGACUACAUGAGGGAACAAGAGUUGCAGAAGCUGCUGACGGACCUUCCCCAUGACAUGCUGGAGGACAGCGGAGAUCAACUCUCCAACUUCUCCGACUGUAGUUCGCCUGAGGAGCAUGAGCGAGUAUGUGAACCCUGGGAGCAGGAGGCCAGAUGGAAUGAUCACCCGAAUACAGCCAACCCACAAAAUGGUCCAAACUUGUACGCCGAACGUUUCCUGUACGAUCAAGGCAACGUCCAGGGUGAAACGCAUGCCGCCGAGUGGCCGGCCCACCGCACCGCGGACGAAGAAAGAAACAUGUACGAGAUCUCCGGCAGAGCCAGCGACGAUGGGUCGGACGACGUGUAUCUUGGAGGCGACAGCUGUCGAGCACCAAGCCACUACCCCCAGGACAAGGCCUAUCACCUCCUGGAAAACUUUAGACCGCCGUACACUAAUGGCCACCAGCAGGAGUUCAGUAACCAGCACAAAACCGCAAACUUUGUGGAUCCCAAGAAGUUCGGCGCUUCAGAGACUACUAACAGCCAGUCUGUGGAGGCUUACAAAGUAAUAUAUAAACCCUACCAGAAUAACAUCCAGAAGCCAGUCAAUAUUUCUCCAGAUGCCGCAAGAAGAAUCGAGGCAUUUGACGACAUGCAACAGGAGUUUCUAGGGACCGGUGAGAAUGCUCCAGACAAUGUGCAGAUCCUCCAGCUGCAGGUCCUUAACAAGGCAAGAGGGAGGCAACUGGAAGAACUUAAUAAACAGCUGGAAGAGAGAGCACAGCAGAUUAGGUAUCUGUCUCAUCAGCUUUCGAUUGUCAAAGAUGAAAAGGAUGGCAUGUGCCUUAGUCUCCAGGAAAGUCAAAAACUUUAUCAAAACAGCAAAGAAAAGGAAGUUCAACUUGAAGGCCAAAUAAAAGCUUUCGAAGCGCAAAUUCAAACUCUGACUGCCAAUGAGGAGAAGCUCAUCAAGCAAGCCAAGGUAGCAGAGACGGCCAUGGAAAGCACUCAGCAGCAGCUCCUGGAACUCCGGCGCUCCGACGCUCUUCAGCGUGCCAGAGAGCAGCACGAGGCCAUCGUCACCGGCCUCAAGCAGAAGUACGAAGAGCAGGUCGUGUCUUUGCAGGAGAAACUGGACGCCAGGCUCAUGGAGCUUCAGGACCAGACAGAACUCUGCUGUCAUCUCAGAGCACACCUGAAACAACUUGAAAGAACCCUAGAAGAAAGUAAAUUAGAAAAAAAUUCAAUUAUCAACCAGCUCUCAAGAAGCCUAGAAGAAAGCCAGAACCAGUGUGCAAACCUACUGCAAACAGGUUUGGUGCAAGAGACCAAUCAGUUACGCUUGCAGCUGCAGCAAGCUCAGUCGGCCCAGCUGAUAAGUAAUGAAAUGAACAAGGCUCUACAGGAAGAACUGAAGGAACUAAAAGAUGAAAUCGUUCUGUAUGAAUCUGCUGCAAAACAUGGUGUAUAUCUCGGUAACCUAGGAGGAAAAUUAACUGCGGACAUGACUGACUCUUACGUGGAUUUGGGUAUUAAGAAGGCCAACAAGAAAGCCAGACUUCCCAGCAAUGCACAGAGUAAAGAAAUGGAUAAAGAACUCUGUAAAGAUGAGAUCAUCUUGGAGCUGAAGGCAGAAAUGGAGCGUUUACUGAACAGUAACAAAACAAAGAGGGACCGGGUAUCUCAACUGCAGAAUAAUCUCAAAGAGUGCCAGAGGACGAUAGAAGAGCUGAAGCAGCUGCCGAAAACAAAUGGCCAAGAGCCCAAAGGAAGAAAUACAGAAAGUCCCUCAGAUGUCUUACAGUCCAAUAUAUCUGCUAGUGAAAACAGUCUUAAAGAAGACAUUCUGAGGCUCGGGAAGGAAAACCAGGUUUUAAAGCAAGAGAUCGAGAGCUGGCGUGCACACAUUCAGGAACUUGAAGAAAACGAGGAAAAUCUGAAAAAAGUAAAUCAGGACCUUUGUAGUCAAAUGAGGCAGAUGGUUCAGGACUUUGAUCGCGAUAAACAAGAAACCAUUGACAGGUACGAGAGAACCUAUCGGCAGCAUUAUGAAGACAUGAAGAAAAAGUAUUGCGAAGAGCUCACAGAAGAGCAUGCUGCAGAAAAAGAAAAACUCACCCGCGCUUACGACGAGAACAUCGCGCGGCUGAAAGUUGAAAUUGAUGAGCUGAAUGAAGAGAUACUGACAGUAAAGGAAUGUUACAUUGCAGUCUGCAGGGAGAAGGACGAACAGGAGGCUGCUCUGAAGGGAAUGUUUGAACGAGAGCAACAGCUAAAGGAAGAGAACUUCAAGAAACAGCUGCUGGAGGAAAAAGAGAAAUCCUUGAACAGCUUAAGGUCUGAGCUAGAAGAAGCAUUCAAGAAUUCUGCCCUGGCAGCCAAGGCCCAGUGGCAGGAAGAAAAAGAAGACGACAUCAAAUGGCGCGUUGAGAAGGAAGUGGAGAGAGCCAAAGCAUGUUGGGAGACAGAAAGGAAAGAGACCAUAGACCAAGCUAUUCGGAAAGUGGAACAAGAGUGGCAGCGUAGACUAGACCGAGCUGCGGAAGAAAGCAAGAGAACGGUUGCGGAACUCAAAGACUGCUGCAGCCAGACACAGUCGGUGACCAUCGCGGAUGAAGCACUGAGCCAGCUGUUGGCGGAGGAAGUUGAGAAGCAAACACUGACCUUGCAGGAGACACUGAAUGAAAAGGCCUUGAGACAAUGUGAAGCAAGUUUGGGAAUGGGGCAUCACGAUACCCGCCAGGUGGAACUGGCCCUGACCAAGGCUCGUGCCAGGUGGCUGCGGGAACUGACUGAGCUGGAGGAGUAUAAAACUCACCUGAAAGCGGCUCAGGAGAAAUGGGAGAAGGACCACGAAGUCAACACCGCCAAACAGGUAUCUCUGGCUCUUUCAGCGGCAGAAGAGAAAUGGAAGAAGGAACUUGAGAACAGUGACCAAACUAGAGUGAGGACUAAAGAGCUGGAAGAGAAGAUCCUUUCCUUUCAACGAGAGCUGGAGCGCAAGGAAGAAGAAAUCCCCGCCAUCGUCAAAGCGGAACUGGCGAAAGCCCGGACUCUGUGGAACAAGGAGAAGCAAGAGGAGGUCCUCGCCAUCCAGGAACAAAAUGAAAAAGAUUACCACGCCUUUUUACAAGACCACCAGAAUAAAAUCAGCGAGUUGCUGGCCAAGGCCAAGGAGGACUUUGCGAAGCAGAAGAAGGAGCUGCUGGAGCAAAAAGAGGCAGACCUGAAGGUGUGCGUGGAGAGGAAGCAGCAAGAAUGGGCCGUCCAGGAAGCCAGGAGAUUCCAAAACGAAGUCCGCCAGUACGAAGACAGGGCUCUGGUCCAGGUGGAACUCUUGUUAGACGAAAUGCACAAGGAUUUGGUUAGAUGUGCGGGGGAUAUGCCCGCUUGGCAAGCCCAGUGGCGAACGGCUCCCCAUGUUCAGCUCAACCUCCGGUUCAAAGACAGACUGAUGCUGUGUCUGCAGAAGGCGUAUACGAACGCUGUCUGUGCCAUCCUAGAAAAAGCCAAGCCAAAGGGGAGCCAGAUACCUGAGGAUUCAGACUGUGAUUUCAAAGAUUCAGCAUGCCCUGGCUUGCAGAGCGGCGAAGGAGAGACGGGGGACAAAGCGAGGCCCUCCACGUACGAUGUGGGAGAGCAAGCAGAGCAGAGAAGAAGAUUAUGGAAACCGCCGUCUCUUCAGGAGACUGAAACGGACAAAGCCCUGUAACUUCUGUUUUUUGAUUGGUCGAUUGCAGAUCCAAAGUGCCUCUCAUCCCAGUUAGACUUUUGCUGCAAACGCUGCCUCCAGCAGCUCGAAAGGAAGGAAAGGGAAUGCCAGGAUUUGAGAAAGAAACUUGACAAAGCAUGCAGGCAUCUCCAGCUGACAGUGAAGGAGCACAAAGCGAAAUCGGAGCAAUGGCAAGAAAAUGAAAAAACGAUGCAGACGUUGACGGAGGAGAAUGUUGCAAUGAGGAACAGACUUGAACAUAUGAAGCCAGGUGUUGCCCAAAGAUCAUUGUCUGAGGGGUGUGUUUUGAAACCUUGCACUUUCUGUGAUGGAAAAGCCUUGGAAGAAAUGCGUUCCCAGUAUAUUAAAGCUGUGGGUAAAAUUAAGAGCGACAUGCUUCGCUAUAUCCACGAAAGUAAAGAGAGAGCAGCGGACAUUAUAAAAGCAGAAGUGUUGAGGGAACGUCAAGAGACCGCCCGGAAAAUGCGCAAAUAUUAUCUGAUUUGCCUUCAACAGCUUCUGACUGACGACGGAAAGACCGAAGGGGCCGAGAAGAAAAUAAUCUGUGCUGCUGGCAAACUUGCAACCAUGGCCAAAAUCCUCGAAACCCCGGUGCGUAACUCGUCACAGAGCGUCGCUGCCCACUCAGCUCUGUCCCAGAAUUCUAAGUCGUUUGCUGGGGUUAAGGAUCCUAAAGGAAAUCCUAUGCAGCAGCAUAAGCAGGCCUCCACAGAAAACCAGGCUGGGGACAGAGGUGUUACCAACAACCACCAGAUGACUCAGAAACGUAUACCUUGCAGCUUAAGGCAACGGCUUGAUGCUGAGAGCCCGUCUCCCCUGCCUUCCAAUACCCUGACUGGGGGGAAUUCUUUUAAACAAUCGGACAGCGUUUUGGUAGGCGCCGUGACCUCAGCGGUGGCUUCCAGCAGAGACAGGAACGCAGGCAGAGAUCUGUCUCACGCCUUUGGCGCUGUGGCAUUCCAGAACCGUUCCCCUCACGUUUCUCAAUAUACGAAUCUGGCUAGCUGCGCCGACUCUGGGGCAGCUCAAGCAGCGCCUCAGAGCCGAAGCGAAAGGUCGGUCUUAAAAGAAUUCGGGUGCCCCCACUCCACCAGCUAUCAGGCGGCAGCUCCUAGAAAAACCACAGGCUUCGAUGUUCAGGAAGCUCCGGUGAAGGACGACGGGAGCUCCGUUAACUGUAGCCUGAUUAGCGAGCCUCUGCACUUGGAGAGCAGAGACACGUCUUUGCACGCUGCUCAGAGAACACAUCCCAGCACCCAAGCAGAAUUCUGCCAACGGUAUCCCACCGCAAACCCAUUUUCGGAUGUCCAGGAAGGUGCGUCUGGUUUUUACCAACAAGCCAGCAGUCAAAGCGGCAAGGGUCUGGUAACUCCAGGCCAAGCCCCGAAGUGCAGCGAAGGCCCUCUGAGGGUGAACCUGGGCCACAUGUCGUGUCAGAACGCAGACAAAGUGAGUUCUCCUAGCUCCCGUCAAGGCAGCACGGGGUUGUGUUUGACCGUGGGGAAAAGCUACGACUUGCUGCAUUCGAGGGAGCGGAUACGCAACCUGAAGGAUUUUCAGCAAGACAGUGGUUUUGACAGCCCCCAAAUUAACUUUGAUUAA
Molecule: messenger RNA, 5408 nt
Organism: Euleptes europaea (tarantolino)
Lineage: Eukaryota; Metazoa; Chordata; Lepidosauria; Squamata; Sphaerodactylidae
Gene: CEP152
Product: centrosomal protein 152
Exons: 27
Biological process (GO): centriole replication
Cellular component (GO): centrosome
Source: RefSeq, a predicted model, not a curated record